AUGGAGGAUGGUGAGAAACCCACGGGUAAUUCCCAUGGCAUUGCUGAUAUGGAUGUUGUUGAUGCGGCUUUGCAUGGCCAGCGUGUGGCAUCUUCCCCUACUCACAAUUCCCCUGCUCAGCUACAGCAGGAUCAAGUAAUGGUCGAACAGGGUGAUGAUAACAAAAACGGCGAUUCUGAUCCUAGUCUUGUGCCAGAGACCAGCGUAAUUAGCGAGAAUCAGUUUGAGCCUGAAGAUGCCAAGACCGUUUCGCACCAAGAACUGAUCACUCCAAAGCCUAAAGAAAAGAACAUUAGAGAAAUGAAGAAUGUGCUAAAUGAUACUGAGAUGACUGAUUAUGAUGAGUAUGGCACGCCUCUGGACCGAGAAACAUUUAUGAAAGAGCUUGAGAAUUUCUACAGGGAACGGUCCUUGGAAUUUAAGCCUCCUAAGUUUUAUGGAGAGCCACUAAAUUGCCUUAAGUUGUGGAGAGCUGUUAUCAGACUUGGUGGCUAUGAUGUGGUAACUGGAUCCAAGUUGUGGCGACAAGUAGGAGAGUCUUUCAACCCCCCAAAGACAUGCACUACAGUCUCAUGGACAUUUAGAAUCUUUUAUGAGAAGGCACUUUUGGAGUACGAAAAGCAUAAGAGAGAGACUGGGGAGCUACAGCUCCCUGUUGGAUCAUUCCAUCAAUCUUCAAAUGUGGAAAAAGAGACUGCUGUUUACCAAGCUCCAGGCUCAGGUAGGGCACGAAGGGAUGCCGCAGCCCGGGCAAUGCAAGGUUGGCAUGCUCAACGCCUUCUUGGAUAUGGUGAGGUUGCUGAGCCAGUUAUUAAGAGGACGCCAGCUGGUAUGGAACAUACUGAGAAAGCUGCAAAUAUUGAAGGAGAUAGGCAGUUAAGUUACUGGUUUUGUCAGCCAAAAGACAGCAGACAAACUGAAGAAGAGAAUAUGCCCUGGGAGAUCCUUUUGGCAUUUUCUCGAUGUCAAUUGGUCACAGCAGUGGUGGACAUUGGACCCCCAGCUGACUGGGUGAAGAUCAAUGUGCGAGAAACUAAGGAUUGUUUUGAGGUAUAUGCCCUAGUUCCUGGGCUACUUCGUGAGGAGGUGCGAGUCCAAUCAGAUCCAGUUGGACGUCUCGUUAUAACUGGUCUACCAGAACACAUUGACAAUCCAUGGGGAAUUACCCCCUUCAAAAAGGUAGUGAACUUACCUGCAAGAAUUGACCCGCUUCAGACAUCCGCUGUUGUUAGUUUGCAUGGUCGACUAUUUGUACGGGUUCCUUUUGAGCAGGGAGCUGUGUGA
Molecule: messenger RNA, 1284 nt
Organism: Sphenostylis stenocarpa
Lineage: Eukaryota; Viridiplantae; Streptophyta; Magnoliopsida; Fabales; Fabaceae
Source: the annotation of a GenBank genome assembly